AUGACGCCUCCUGUAUCAUCUCAUUCAAUUAAAUUGAGCGAAGCUGAAAGCGUGGGUGAGGAGAAUUAUUAUUCCUUUGCCUUAAAGCGUAACAGUGAAAUGGUAGCGAAAAUAAAAGAAAGGAACAAAAAAAUACUUGGCAAGAAUGAUGAGGUUCAUCAAAAGUGGGAAAGCAUGGAAUCACAGAAUGAAGUAAAAAGUUCAAAGAUGUUGAUGACAUAUGGCAAGAACUUUUUACUUCAUAUGAAACUUGGCAUGAAAUACGAGCAGUCGAAACCUGAGAGGAAACGAGAGCUUCAUACAUUACAUCGGCAUGAAGCUCUACAAAAGCAUACGGAAAAGUUUUAG
Molecule: messenger RNA, 348 nt
Organism: Clunio marinus
Lineage: Eukaryota; Metazoa; Arthropoda; Insecta; Diptera; Chironomidae
Source: the annotation of a GenBank genome assembly